Molecule: messenger RNA, 1417 nt
Organism: Lactuca virosa
Lineage: Eukaryota; Viridiplantae; Streptophyta; Magnoliopsida; Asterales; Asteraceae
Source: the annotation of a GenBank genome assembly
UUAAAAUAUUCUUAAUCUUCCCAAAUCGACAAUUUCAUUAUUCCCAUUCAUGUUCCUUAAUUUCAAAACUAAGUAGUUGUAUCAACCAUCAUAAUUACUCCAACGUUGUUCUUCCCAAAUUGGUAAGCCAAGAACCAUCAACUCCAACCCAACAAAACCCUAACUUUUUUUUUUCAUAUCUCUCUACAUUAGUUAAGUGGAAUUACUCGUAGUCAUGACAUCAAUGGCAUCAUCAAACAACGUUAAUCUUGUACAAUGUAGUUAUUCUCAAAAGAGUCAUCAUAUUCAUACCCCCAAAAAAAACCUUUCUAGAGUCGGUUUCUUGGCUUCUGAUAUGCAAAUCCGAAUUAGGAUCUUGAGACAGUCGGUUAAGGUGAAGGCGAGCGUUGGGAGUUUUGAUAAGGGGGUUGAAACAGUGAAUGGGAAGAAGGUUAAUGGGGUGCGUUUAGGUGAUCAAAGAGAAAAAAUUAGUAGUAAAGAUUGUAGCUUUGAGGAGCCCGAUGAUCGUGGGGUUCUUCUAGGUAGGUUUGUGGAGAAUCGGUUUGUUUAUCGACAAACUUUUGCUAUUAGAUCUUAUGAAAUCGGACCCGAUAAGACUGCCACCAUGGAAACUUUGAUGAAUCUUUUACAAGAAACGGCUCUUAAUCAUGUAACGAGCGCAGGUUUGGCUGGAAACGGAUUCGGAGCCACCCAUGAAAUGAGUCUUCGGAAAUUGAUUUGGGUCGUGACACGGAUCCAUGUUCAAGUCGAAAAAUAUAGCUCAUGGGGAGACGUAGUUGAGAUCGAUACAUGGGUGAAUGCAGCUGGGAAAAAUGGAAUGAGAAGAGAUUGGAUUAUACGUGAUUAUGUUACCCAGAAAAUUAUAACUCGGGCUACAAGUACAUGGGUGAUUAUGAAUAGAGAAACGAGAAGGUUAUCAAAGAUCCCAGACGAAGUUCGAAACGAAGUGACACCAUUUUAUCUCAACAGAGACGCAAUCGCGACCGAAAAGAUCGAUCAUGAAAAGAUCGAGAAACUAACGGAUGAAACUGCUGCGAGAAUUCGGCAUGGUUUAGCGCCAAGUUGGAGUGACAUGGAUGCUAAUCAACAUGUAAAUAAUGUGAAGUACAUUGGUUGGAUUUUGGAGAGUGUACCAAUUAAAGUACUAGAGGAGUACUACAUGGGAAGCAUAACAUUGGAAUACAGAAGGGAAUGUCGUCAAUCCGAUAUGUUGGAUUCUUUAACAAGCAUGAAAACAAGGCUCCUAAAACAAGACCAAAAAGUUCCCAUAAGUACAACUCUGAAUGCAUGCGGUCCAACUCCUAAUGCACGUGGUACAACUUCAACACCAAAUUUGGAAUGCACACAUUUGGUAAGAAUGCAAGAUGACAAAGUUGAAAUAGUCCGAGCAAGAACAGUAUGGAUUUCAAAACAUUAA